AGGCAGGCUCCGCCCCCAGCAGCCCGGGACUCCGGAGAGAGCCGCGGCUCCGCUCGCGCCCCGGAAGCUGCCCCUUCCCGGGGGUCAUGAUGGGCAGCAAGAUGGCGUCUGCCAGCAGGGUCGUUCAGGUAGUCAAGCCACAUACCCCGUUAAUAAGGUUUCCCGACCGGAGAGAUAAUCCUAAGCCCAAUGUGUCGGAAGCUUCGAGAGCCACAGGCCUGCCUCACUCCUCCGCACAGCACGCCCCGGGGAGUAGGUCGCCAGGCUUGCUGAUGUACCAGGGCCCCCCAGACACUGCAGAAAUCAUCAAGUCACUGCCACAGAAAUACAGAAGGAAACCCGUACCUCAGGAGGAAAUGGAGUUUAUCCAGCGAGGAGGUCCCGAAUAAUCACCGUGGCUGCUGCUUGUCACCAGACAGAAAGAAGACUUGUCUGUACAAUAAAGGACUCCUAAAAUGACACGUGGAAAAUUGUAUAUGCAACAACUUUAAUAAAUAUUCUGUAAAAAUCAUAAAAUAUGGAACCUUUAGAUGGACAUCCAUAUCUCCUAAUUUAUGUAUCUCGGUCAGCUUCACCACAAGCUUACCUAAUUGUUUAUAUACUUUAUGCUUAUUAAAAUAUACAUUUUUAAAUGUUA
Molecule: messenger RNA, 637 nt
Organism: Ochotona curzoniae (black-lipped pika)
Lineage: Eukaryota; Metazoa; Chordata; Mammalia; Lagomorpha; Ochotonidae
Gene: KGD4
Product: mitochondrial ribosomal protein S36
Exons: 4
Coding region: 87-389 (100 amino acids)
Biological process (GO): 2-oxoglutarate metabolic process
Source: RefSeq, a predicted model, not a curated record